UGUCUUCCCAAUACGCGUGAGCUACUGACAACAAAGUUUGACACGCUGUAGGAGAAAUUAUUUUUAGACCAUCAAGUGUUUCAAACCGAUGCGCGCGCGCUGUGUGGCACAAAACGUUGUAGCUUGCUUAGUUAACGAUGGUGUUCACAUUAUUUUAUUGAAGUGGAUGAGUACAGUAGACAGUUGGUGCGUGAUGCUGAUGAUGAAGGGAGCACUGCUGUUGACGGUCGUGUAUCUGUUGCGCUGCGAAGGUGCGGUGGUGGUGACGGCGGACGACCACCCCGUCGUCAACGACCGGCCGAUCAUCGGCGUGCUCUCGCAGGAGCAGUCCAUGUACCUCCACACCAAGUACCCCGAGGAGAACUACACCAGCUACAUCGCCGCGUCCUACGUUAAAGAUGUAGAGGCGUCCGGAGCGAGGGUGGUGCCAAUACUGAUCGGAAAAGAUCGCAGCUAUUAUGAAGAACUUAUGGGAAAAUUGAAUGGGGUAUUAUUCCCUGGUGGAGCUACCUACUUCAACCAAUCGGAUGGCUACGCUGACGCUGGUCAGCACAUAUACGAGAUAGCUCAAGAAAUGAACGACGCUGGUGACUACUUUCCUAUCUUCGGCACCUGCCUCGGCUUCGAACUGCUCAUCAUUCUGGCAUCAGGUCGAGGGGAACCUGAGAAUAGGAUCAGAUGCUAUUCCUACUCCAAUAUUCCUCUUAAUUUUACUGAUGACUACCGCACCAGCAAGAUGUUCAAAGAGACACCAGAAGACAUUCUAGAGUUAUUGAAGAAUGAGGAUGUCACAGUCAACGCUCACCAAUUCUGUAUUAUAGACGAGAACCUGAUAUCUCACAACUUAACCCGCGAUUGGCGAGUGACUUCUCACUCAUACGACGACUAUGGAGUCAAGUUCAUAGCUACCGUUGAACAUACAAGGUAUCCAUUCUACGGUGUCCAAUUCCAUCCAGAGAAGAGCUCCUUCGAAUGGAAACUGUCGAAGAACUACCCACAUUCAAUAAACGCGGUCAAAUCCAACCGUUACUUCAUGGAUUUCUUUGUAAAGGAGUGCAGAAAGAACAUGCAUUCUUUCAAGAACCAGGCUGAAGAGAACGCCUACGUGAUAUAUAACUACGAACCUCACUUUACUGGCGUGUUGGGUAGCGCUUACCACCAAUGCUACUUGUUCGAACCUAGAGGCACCGUUGCUAACAACGUGUAAUGUGGAUUUUUUAUUUUGUACAACUUUUUUAUGACGAUUAUAUUUACCUGAUGACGUAUUCUAUUUAAAUAAUUGUAAAUGUAAAUUAAUAAACUAUCUUUUGUUAUCAA
Molecule: messenger RNA, 1317 nt
Organism: Spodoptera frugiperda (fall armyworm)
Lineage: Eukaryota; Metazoa; Arthropoda; Insecta; Lepidoptera; Noctuidae
Product: gamma-glutamyl hydrolase A
Exons: 7
Coding region: 89-1207 (372 amino acids)
Biological process (GO): tetrahydrofolylpolyglutamate metabolic process
Cellular component (GO): vacuole
Molecular function (GO): gamma-glutamyl-peptidase activity
Source: RefSeq, a predicted model, not a curated record